AUGAGAUUGAUAUCUACUUUGUCUAAUAGUGAAGAUACGAGCACCGCAGGCAAAGCUGAUCAAGAUGUCGAAAUUAGUGGAGGGCGGCGACGGAAAAUGUUAACAUCAAUGCCGUUUCCAUGUGCAGGAAUCAUGAAGGACUUUAGAGACCGCCUUCCACUCUACUGGUUAGAUUGGACUGACUCGUGGGACUACCGUGUCAUUCCUAGCGUGGUAGAAACGUACUUCAACAAUUUGCUACCCGCGAUCGCUUUUGCUCAGGACAUGUUUGAUCGUACUAAUAGAUCUUACGGGGUCAACGAGGUACUUUUAGCUAGCGCGGUUGGUGGGGUAGUUUUUGGGGCUCUCUCCGGACAACCCCUUUGCAUCGUCGGCGUCACAGGACCUAUUUCGAUUUUCAACUACACCAUUUAUGAUAUAAUAAAACCUCUCAACACCGACUAUUUCGGUUUCAUGUUCUGGGUUUGCAUUUGGUCGAUGAUUUUCCAUUUUUUAAUGGCUGCGCUCAAUACAGUUUGUCUCUUGCAAUAUGUGACAACUUUUCCGUGCGAUAUUUUUGGACUAUUCAUUAACGUUGUGUACGUACAAAAGGGCAUUCAAAUACUCACUCGACAGUUCCACGAAGACGGUGAACUGAAAUUAAAAGAAGGAUAUGCUAGCAUUGUCGUAGCUCUGGUGAUGACAAUUUUUGGCUUGUCGGCCAAGCUAGUGGUCAGGACACCCUUUUUCAGUCACAAAAUUCGCACCUUUAUCGCAGAUUAUUCAACUGCCCUCUCUGUGGUCUUUUGGUCGGCCUUCACGCAUUUCGGAGGAUAUUUGGAUGAUAUUGAUCUCCAAAGGCUUCCGAUCACAAAAGCUUUCCAUCCAACUUCAGCGUUUAGGAACCGUGAUACGUGGCUUGCGUAUGCAGAAAUUCCUACCAAAGACAUAUUCAUUGCACUUCCGUUUGGGAUAAUAUUGACGAUUUUGUUCUACUUCGAUCACAAUGUAUCGUCUUUGAUGGCACAGCGUGCUGAAUACAAGCUUACUAAGCCUUCGACGUUCCACUUUGACUUUGCAUUAUUGGGAGCCACCACGGGCGUAAGCGGCGUACUAGGGAUUCCGGCACCAAACGGACUAAUACCACAGGCUCCCUUGCACACCGAGACAUUAUUAGUUCGAGACAAGACGGGAGAUGUAGUGCGUUGUGUAGAGCAGCGAUUCACGAACACAGUACAGGGUUUGAUGACUUUGGCCACUAUGUCACGCCCAUUGUUGGUGUGUCUAGGGCAGAUACCGCAGGCUGUGCUGGCGGGUUUAUUUUUCAUUAUGGGUCUCAAUGGGCUCUUGAAUAAUGCAAUUGUCGGAAGGAUUUGUUUCUUAAUCACAGAUCCGUCGAAGCUUGAUCCUGGUGAACCAUUGAGCAGAGUUCCGUUGCGCAAGUUUUUGAUUUUUCUCGCCCUUAGUCUAGCUGGGUUUGCCGCAGAAUUUUCUAUCACUAAUACAGUGGGAGCAAUAGGAUUUCCUAUUGUUCUAUUACUCACAGUUAUAGUUUCACUGUUUUUCCCAAAGUGGUUCACUCCAGAUGAGCUAUCAAUUUUGGACGCCAACGUCGCGGAGGACUUUACAUUGAAGAACCUUAAAACCGAUGUUCUGCGGAAGUGA
Molecule: messenger RNA, 1644 nt
Organism: Lachancea dasiensis
Lineage: Eukaryota; Fungi; Ascomycota; Saccharomycetes; Saccharomycetales; Saccharomycetaceae
Source: the annotation of a GenBank genome assembly